This is a messenger RNA of Cloeon dipterum, 1588 nucleotides long. RefSeq names its product ankyrin repeat and SOCS box protein 12-like. Lineage: Eukaryota; Metazoa; Arthropoda; Insecta; Ephemeroptera; Baetidae. Gene Ontology annotation, molecular function: protein binding. The transcript is spliced from 5 exons. The coding region runs from base 417 to 1364 and encodes 315 amino acids. The record is from RefSeq and is a predicted model, not a curated record.
AGUUAAUCAUUUUGGCUAUAAUUAGGAUAUUUGAAUUUCUUACUCUUUUUGUACCACAAAAAAAGCUAUUUUAAGCAGGAAGAGAGAAAUGGAUAUCUUAUUUUAAUUUCAGCUGGAAGUCGCUGCAGUUUCAGAGUAUCGCAAUGUAAUCAAAGCGCAGUAUGCUCACGUGCUUUUCGCGCUCUUUCCGUUCAAAUACGUAGCGCCCACGCCAGCUGUUGCUGGAUGCUGCGGAUCGUUGUUUGUUUACAUCAAUUUCCAGCGACCUUUACGGCUUCAUCUCGAGCUUCAACAACUCUAGAAUUCGUUUAACAAGUCUAAUAUAUUCUUAAGAAAGCGCUACAAGAACCGAGCGAGCAAAAAAGGAGGGAAACAUAAUUUCGUGAGCAAUCUAGUCAAGCAUUUCGUCCUCGGACAUGGAAGACGACGAGGACAGUGAUGAAGGCCCUCUGCACUGGGUGGACUGCAACGAGACCGACGACGACAUCGAGAGGAUGUUGGAGCGGCUGGCACGCAACCCUUCCUGCCUGAACGUGCACCACCCUGCCAACAGCAACGGCACCCCCCUGUUCAGGGCAGUUUCCUACGGACACCACUCGUGCGUGGACCACCUUCUCAAGGCCGGCGCCGAUCCGAACCUCGACUCGCCCACGGCGCCGGUGCACAUCAGCGUCUUCGGCGACUCGCUCGCAAUCACGGAAAUGCUCCUCAAAAAUGGCGCUUUGGCAAACGCUAUCGCCUACGCGAACAAGUGCACGUUCAUGCUCAGCGCGUGCAGAAUGAGGGCUUUCGAAACGGCGAAACUGCUGCUCGACCACGGAGCCAUCACUGAAGACUUUGACUACUUGAGGUCUUUGCAGCCUCUUGAUUCACGGUUGCAGCCGGAAGAGGAAGGCUACAUGUACUCGUUCAUGCUGGCGACGCCGUUGGCCAUCGCGGCUCUCGAAGGCCACCACGAAAUGUUCCGGAUGCUGCUGCUGAGGGGCGCAACUCCCAUGAUCAGCGCCGCGCACCACGGCGUGUGUCAGGCCGUGCAAGAUGCGCACUGCGUGCCGCGCCUCGUCGCCCACGAGAUGGUCGGCAGCGCCGAGCAGAAGUGCAGAAUGCUGCACACCUUCCACGAGUUUGGCGGAAACCCCAUGCAGCGGCUGCGCAACAAAAACCACGCCUACACCAAAAGCGAGGCCAGUAAUGAAGUUAUUCAUAAAUUGGCAAAGCAGUUGGCGUGCAGUGUGAGACCUUUGAGGUCCAUUUGCAGACUGGUCAUCUUCAGUGCCAUCGGCAGAGACUACGAAAACAAAGUGCAAAAACUGAAUGGAAUGGUUCCACAUCCACUUCUUCGUUUUCUGAAGUUUGAAGGUUAAAUAUGUAUGGACUAAUACUUUUCAAAUAUAGCAGAAGAUGCAAAAUUGUAUAGUAAAUGACACAAUCGUGUAUUUUUCCGAUUUUGUUAUUUCUUUUAGAGUGUGACGAAACGUUUCCCUACUGAUUCAGAAAAAAAGCUAAUUUGGAUCUAUUUUUCAUUCCACAAUGAUACAUUAUUAUCAUAAUCGUGUGAAAUAAAAAAAUGCGUAAAAAGAUACAAAAA